UCUUCCUGUUCCUAUUUUCUCCCCCUUCUCCCCCUUCUCCAAAAAAAGAGGCUGGGCCAAUUGAUAGUGGAGACAAGAAUCGCGUACCCAGCCUCCCCAAUGUACAAUACGAACUCGGAACAGUUUAGCUGUCAUAAAUCUGUCAAUUUUCAAUUGAAUCGACACCGCUUCUAACAUUUCCCAAUUCCAAUUCCAAUUCCAAUUCCAAUUCCAGAUUCCAGAUUCCUUUGUUUGUUUCGUUUUCUCGCACUUGCGAUAGCCACCAAACUACGCGCCUCGUAUUACAUACUGUACAUACUGUACAUACCGUACAUACUGUACAUACCAUUCAUACCGCCACGAUUCAUGAAAUGAAAUGAAAUGAGCAGUAGUACAUCUCGUCAUCGUACCACUAUGAAUUCACCCUCCUCUAGGCCUCGUCCACGCCAGGCCCAACAACCACGUGACUACGAAGACGCAGCGGCAGCGGCAGCGUACCACAACAGCGGGAAAGCCCCGCGCUUCGAUAGCCACGACGACUUUUACGCUUUCCUCGAUAGCAAUCGAGGAGGUCCUAUGUCCGGCCUAGGUGCUAAUCCAGCCCCCAGCGCGAAUCACGGUGCUGCGAUUCAAGGCCAACCCUCACAAAUACCUCCACAGCAACAGCAGCAGCAGCAGCAUCAGCAGCAACAACAACAACAACAGCAGCAACAGCAACGCUUUAGCCAAGGCAGCCAACCUAGUAACAGCCCGUCGCAGCAGAGCAGACCGCCAUUGACAAAUUCCUUUCCCCCACAAGGAGGAAACACACCGAAUCAAUCGCGGCCUCCGUCAUAUUCAGGCAGCAGUCGUUCCGAGGAGAUGCUCGUAGCAGACCGUACCAGCGGCGACGGCAGAGUCCAGCGCCAGAAUGGCCGUCGCGCCGGACCGAGCAAGCCUGUGGCAGGACCGCGACCGCCAAGUAGCUCUGGCGGAUCCUCCCCGCCACGGAACUCAGCAGGAUACCCGACCAACCACCCGCAGAUCCAGCAAGCCCAAGCCCAAGCCCAGGCCAAAGCAGUAGCAGCAGCAGCAGCAGCAGCAUCAGCCUCCUCAGCAUCCGACCCCAGCUUAGCAGUCCCCAAUGCCAGCCUAGGCGCGUCCAUCCAGCGGCUCAAGAGCCCCAGCGUCAUGGAUUGCGUGCUGCAGCCGCUAGACCAGAAGGUGCACGAAUACGCCGAAGUGAUGCACCGCGAACAGGACGAGAUGGACCGCCUAGACGCCGAGAUCCGGGCGCUACAGGAACGACGCGCCGACGCCGAGACACGGUUCCUAGAGGCCAAGAGCAAGCACGAUGACUACCGACGGCAGUAUCUAGACGUCGAGCGUGCUAUGCGCGGUGAACCGCUACCUCCGCCUACCCCCCGGGAGCUGCCUCAACCGCACCAGGUACCGCUAGCACGACAACACACGCGGCCCAUGAGUUUCCAAGACGAUGAGGACGACGACGAUGACGAGUUUGCGCCUCCGCCGUCGUCUCAUCGUCGCAUUAACUCCCAGCAGUCAUUCGGGCGGACCUCGCAGAAGAUGAAGGGAGGUCGUUUUCGGUUUAGUUUGUUCGGAGACAAAUGAACCAGGGGUACCUGAUUUGAAAUUUAAUGCUUGAAAGAUAUUUAAAGGGAAAAGGAUGAUUGGUGUAAUAAAGAUGGAUGGACAUAAGUAAUGAUUUAUGCUAACGUCUUCCACUUAUCAAUGUAAUAUGAUGGGAUAAUGGUAACGACAAUUAGAGCAUGUGGACGGGCGUCAUGGAAAAUAAAUUUAAACUUUUUCAGGGCCUCGGCAGCUGAGACCCCCUCCAUGCUACACCUCAAUGGGAAGUGUAAUUGGACUCGGAACAAUCGAUUGGGGGAAUAAGGAAGCUAUCAAAUAAUCUAUUUUUACCUAUUAC
Molecule: messenger RNA, 1906 nt
Organism: Daldinia loculata
Lineage: Eukaryota; Fungi; Ascomycota; Sordariomycetes; Xylariales; Hypoxylaceae
Exons: 1
Coding region: 361-1590 (409 amino acids)
Source: RefSeq, a predicted model, not a curated record